AAUAUGAUGGGAGGAAGAGAUGCAACACGUGCAGCGAUGGCGACUGUAAUCCCAAUGGAGGUUCCGGUCCCAGAACAGGUCCUACGGGGUCUUUCGAAGGACUGUUCAGGAAUGCUUUCUGCACUUGAAGGGGAAAACCCGAACAGUACAGACAGCAUCAAAAGAUUGAACGAGUUCGUCGACCCUAUUUUUGAGACAGCGGAAAUAGUAGACGGCCUACCAGCAUCCCACAGAGCAGCAGCAUGUAAUCUGCUUUGCGCUGUAAUCGAAAAGUGCCAGGAAUCUGGCAAUGAAAAUUGGCUCCUGGCAGUUCUGGAUGACGCAAUAUGGAUGCGCUUAUUCCAGGUAUACAUUCAGAGAUCUGAAAAUACGAAGGGGAAGUCCAUGCGCCAAAUGCUGCUGACCCUCACAGGGGUUCUCUUGAAAAGCCAGACCGAGAGAUCAAUGGAACUCAAGCUCCACGCAGUCUUGACCUUCAUUGACAUUAUCUGCCGGACGAGGAAUCGUGGACAGGUGAAGCCAGCCUUGCAGGGUCUAGCAUACUUUUUGCAGAAAGAUAUCACGUCACUUGCUCAGCUGGUCGACCUGUACGCAACCAACUUUGAUCAGGGUAGGUGUGAGACGGAUUCAAAUCUGGGAAGACUUACUCAGGAUAUCUUCCGAAUUUUUCUAUCCUGGGUAGUACAUCAUGAUACUUCUCUAUCCGCUGGCCACUUGAUAAAAAGUUUUCUCGGUUCUUUACGAAAGUCUCCCCUAGCCAGUAACGACCUCGAUACUGAGCAGCAGAUUUCGCCUUUAUGGAUAGAACCAGUGGUGGAAACACUUAAUAUUUGGCAAGACAGGAUGCAGGAAUUCAAGACCCACGUCUUCCCACACUGUUUCCUGCCAAACAUAGAGGAAUAUCUCCGAUUCCUUUCCUACCUGCAUCUCGCCAAGCACCUACAUUCGAAGGAGGCUCUACCGGUCUUAUUAUAUACAUAUGACGAACAUGCCAAUAAUCUAAGCAUGGCCGAGGAGUUCGCAAUCCUUCUGGGUGCAUUACAGACAGGGAAGGAAUUAGGUAUCAUUAAGGACGUUGACGACCAAUCAAGUGCUAUUGAUAUCCAUACCAAUACCAUACACAUCCGGGAGAGCUUGUUCGAUGUAUGGGUGUCUGCUCCAGAACCGGACGUCCGCCUUGCCGGACUGUUUCUCUCCGUUUAUUCAACUGCAGUGACUCGCACUGUCACUGCAGGUGUAUUGAAGUCUCUUAGACGUCAUUUGGUCCACCUUCACACCGAUACAGACGCCAAUUUUCGGAAGGAGGUCCUAAACCACGUGCAACGGCUGAUUGAACGCCUCAAAGGGAGCACUGCCACCAUGAUGAAGAUGACAACAGGCAAGACCGUUCAGCCCCAAAACCGUAUACCAUUCUCGAGCCGCUCGAACAGCGGUGUGGACGUUCCGUCUGGGAGGCCAGAUCCGCUGGAAGACUCAUUGAGAUUCAUCCUAUGGUACACCCAUUUCCUGGAGUGGGAGCUACGUCCUAGUUCUUCAUAUCAACGGCGGAUUACAGCUCUGAAGGCGCUUGCAAUUCUCUUCAGGUGCGGCCUGGACCCGAACGUCCCGUAUCAUCAUCUGUCCAAAUCCGCUCAAGGGCAAUUGCACUGGGCACAUUCUCUUCAUCUCUCGAAUCCACGCCUCAUGCGACUGUUGCUCGACCUGGUACUUGACCCAUUCGAUGAUAUCCGAAGCGCCUCUGUUUCCAUCCUUGAGCUUUCCUUAGACUCUAUUCCAAAUGACAAAAGAGCAAGUACUUUGUCCCUAAUACCGAGGAUGAUAUCACGGGCGGAGAUGACAAUGCUUCGCACCGGGCGUGCGGACCAGGCUGACGGGGUUGCUCGAGCAUAUUCUUUACUUUUCCGCCAAUGCGGAGGAGACUUGUCUGGAUUCGAGGUCGCAGAUGGAUGCCAGUGGACAAAGAACCGGAUACUACAGCACCUCACGAAGCAGCUAGAGGACACUAUUGAUGUUGCCCAGACCGAUUUAUCCUUGGCGGUGAACGGACGUCCGGUUCAUGGCACUUUUGCAUCCUUAAGAUAUAUCAUGGACCAAGAUGAUUUCUACUCAACCAUGGCUGUGUUACCCACGGCCGAUCUUCAGCUGUGGAAGGACAUUCAUGAUCGCAUUCUUGUCGGCUUCGAACGAUUGUGGACUUGUAUUCAAAACGUACUUUGUGCAGAUGCGCCAGAGGGACAUGUUCCGGAUGAGAUUGAGGAGGAGUCCAGCCUAGAUACGAAGGAGAUAUUGAGCUACUCAUGGAGGGGAUUGAAAGAAGCAAGCGUUCUUCUUCGUACCAUAAUCUCCAAAGCCCCGAUAGGUACCGGCAACACGGCAGUUCUGAGUUCAGACCGUUUUGAAGUAUUGGGAAAACUCUGCUUCGUGCAGCUUGUGGAGCUCCGGCAUCGCGGGGCAUUCUCGACCGUUUCGCUGGCGUGUGCGGCGUUUUGUCGUCGUGCUAUUGCAGGUGAUGAAGACCGUCUUCGGCAACUACCCCAAGUGUGGUAUCAGGACACUCUUGCUUGCAUACAGGACAAAGCUAGCGCCAUAACACGACGAUCCGCAGGGAUACCUUCACUGAUGGCUGGCAUCAUAGCAGCCGAGCAGCCACUUGGCGGACCACUGUUCGUUCAGGCUUUUCAAGAUCUGGUCAAAGAAGCUUCGAAAGAAGGCCGGAGCACUAACAUUGAAGAGAGCCGACUUCCGCAAGUACAUGCACUGAACUGCAUAAAAGAGAUAUUCACCACCUCAAAACUUAGUGCUGCGUCCGAGACGUAUAUUGGUGAUGGCCUCGAUCUUGCGGCUAGAACAAUCAAGUCACACAUCUGGCCCAUUCGGAACUGCGGGUUGAUGCUCUUCAAAGCUUUAAUCGAAAGGCUCUUGGGAAGCGACGAAGCGCAGGACUGGAAAGACCAUAAUCGAACGAAGUCUUCUCGGUUCUCCUACAACAAAUACCCGCAUCUCGUGGGUAUACUGACCAAUCUCCUUGAUCCCAAAGGGCCACUUCAAGGCUCUAUGACAUCAACUACGGGUGCUUCCCCAAUGGAUCUUCACGGCACUGAGGGCGUGUUCCCCGCUUUGCAGAUUCUUCGUCAAGCAACUCCCCCCGACCCGCAUCGUCAGACCAUCAAAGUGUUUGUCCAGCAUCUUUUGCAUAGUCCCCAUUGGCACCUUCGCGACAUGGCAGCACGGACUCUAGUAUCACUUCACUUCCCAGGAGAGUACUAUGAUGCGAUCCAGUCGCUCUCUGGGAAGCUGGGAACAUCAGCCCACAAUUACAAACACGGCCUGCUACUGAGCAUCAAAUACAUGUUAAAACAAUACCUACUAAGCGACACCAGCUGUGGUCCGGACAACAUCAACUUGAUAUUGUCCGAUCUUCGGAGGCAAGAAUCCGCAGUGGUGAGCCCCUGCGCCUGCCCUUUCACAAAAGGGGCAUUCCUAGACAUACUCAACCUCUGCGAUAUGACGACACUGAAUCAGAGAACUCUGGGCAAUGCAAUGCUGUUUCCGUCGACAAAGUUCUCAUCGAACACUGCAGAAGCCAAGAAUACAUACGACAGAAUACAAGGCGAAUCCUUGUCCCAAAGAGCCCAGAAUUUGCGCGUCAUGCUUGACAGGCUCUUGAACGACACCAGCAGUGAGACUGCGCCCUCACCAGAAGCACAUGAUGAGAGAGUUCGAAGUUUACUAUUGAGCCUCUCUGUAACCGAUCCGGAUGCUUGCUGUGACAUUCUAGAGUCCUUUGGGAAGGUCAUGCGCCAUUCAUUGCCUCCCCAGCUUACUAUAUCCAAGGCUCGACUGAUUUCAUAUAUCCACGAGAUGAUAUUGCAAGACCAGGACGAGGAGGUCUUGACGAGAUGUCAAACCAUCAUGGCCGAAUCCUUGGCAGAUAAAGCAGUUCACUCCGAAUAUUUGGAACUGCUGAGAGAUUCGGAUACCCUACAAACCGCCGCGUUGCUUCAAACACGUUGUCUAGAGGGCUCACCGGCAAAUAUGCAAAGCGCAUUGCAUCUGUUGGCUUUCUUUCUGGAUGCUGCAUUCACGCAUCUCAAGGAGCCGAAAAUCGAAGCAGUCCGGCUGACCGUACGCUACAUCCGGAUUUUGCGGAUGACGAUAGUGGACACCAAUGCUUUCGACAUACGCUUCGCCGCUCUGCAAUCGGUGUCCGCCCUACACAACGUCUGGACCCACAGGCCUAGUUCCAAAAACAGCCGCCGCCUGAUUCUGGGCUUAGCACUCGUCCUCUACGAUAUGCUGAACGACGAUGAUGACGACAUACGUGACGAGGCUGCCAAAGUCGCAAAUAGGAUGCUUCGAACCCAGGGCCAUGGAGCAGAGCUUCCAGACGCAGUCCCAAUCAUUACUACACAACGUCUCGGCAGGUUCCUUUCAAAACGGUACAGAGACUCUGAGGAUUUGUGCAAGGCUGCAUUGCUUCGUUUGACCGGUACCGCUUGCAGCGCCGCACUGUUCAAGGGGUCCUUUGCAGAGACACUGGCCGAGGCGAGGCAGGAAGACACGGCGCUUUUCGUGCAAGAGAAACAGAACUUGUACAAGGACGACGUCGAGGAUGCAUACUUUUGGGCGCAUACUCUCCGUUCUGUGUCACAGGGCGUUUUCAAAUUCCACGCUUCGCCGCUCACAGAUUGGGUCCUUGAAGGAUUAGCCGCGUUGACUGAGACUGCGCUGGCCGAGGUAGAUGGCCCAUUGGGUUGGACAACGAAGGCCGAAGUUUUCACGCUUGGUAUUAGAGUCAUUUGUGCUGCUGACGUUGCUCUCCAUUGGGAAUCUGUGGACGCUUGGAAGGUUAGAAAGGCGCUGCGAGAGUUUGUAGACGUGGGUUUGCAUAAGGACUUACAUGGCCUGUGGCUGGAGAAAGCGGAACGAGUGCUUGUGGACUCUGUUUUGCGGCUGUUGCGCGCCGUUCAUCGUGGGCUGCCUGCAUUAUAGCAAUAGCAUCUAAAGUCGUUGUCUUGGUCAACAUACCCAAAAUUGAACUCAGGUUCGGAAGCUCCCCUGGACGUUAGG
Messenger RNA from Westerdykella ornata, 5070 nucleotides. RefSeq lists its product as uncharacterized. The record is from RefSeq and is a predicted model, not a curated record. The transcript has 9 exons. Gene Ontology annotation, cellular component: cytosol. Gene Ontology annotation, biological process: tRNA methylation. Lineage: Eukaryota; Fungi; Ascomycota; Dothideomycetes; Pleosporales; Sporormiaceae. Bases 4 to 4992 code for a protein of 1662 amino acids.